AUGAAAUUAUCCUUAACAGCAUCCUUGGCAUUGGUAGCAACUAUCAAUGCUAUGCCAUUGAAUACCCUUUGGCAACAAUUCUUCAAUACCAAUGAAGACAUCACCUUAGUUGGUGCAGAUGACUCAUCAGUACAGGCAAUGUCUCUUCAUGACACCCAUAGACCUUCAUUUGAUCACGUAAUUGAUGAAACUGAAUACAAUUCCCUUCCAGAAAUCGAUACUGACGAAUUACAGUCGUUAAUCGGUAAAAAAGGUUUGAAAAAGAGAGCUAAAGAAUUAUACAAGAUUGCCAAAUCUUCGGUUCAAGAAUACGGCCAUCCAACUCGUGUGAUUGGUUCUCCUGGUCAUUGGAAAACUAUUAAAUAUGUAAUUAGCGAAUUAAAGAAAUUAAACGGUUAUUACACAGUUUAUACUCAAAGAUUUAAUGCUAUUGACGGGAAAGUCAAAUCAUUCUCCCUUUUGAUUGAUGGCGUACAACCAAAAUCUUUAGCAGCUUUAGGUUUAACCCCACCAACUCCAAAUGGUAAACCAGUUCAUGGUAAUUUGGUCCUUGUUGAGGAUUUCGGUUGUUCAUUAGAAGAUUUCCCUGCAUUCACUAAGGAUAAUAUUGUCUUAAUCAAGCGUGGUGAAUGUCCAUUUGGUGAUAAGUCGGUUAAUGCCGGUGUCUCCGGUGCCAAAGGUGCUAUUAUUUAUGAUGACGCUGAUGGACCAUUGCAUGGAACUUUGGGAACACCUACUGGUAAAGAAGUCGCUACUGUUUCAGUUUCCAAAAAAGAUGUAGAUGAAUAUAUCCAAAAAUUAUUAGAGAAUCCUCGUCAUGAAUUUGAAACUUCCUUAUAUGUUGAUUCAUACAUUAGAAAUAUCUCCACCUUGAACGUUAUUGCUGAAACUGUUUUUGGAGAUCAUGAUAAUGUAGUCGCUCUCGGUGCCCAUUCCGAUUCAGUUGCAGAAGGACCAGGUAUCAAUGAUGAUGGAUCAGGUACGAUUUCUUUAUUGGAAGUGGCUAAACAUUUAACCAACUUCAAAGUCAACAAUGCAGUUAGAUUUGCAUGGUGGGCAGCUGAAGAAGAAGGAUUAUUGGGAUCUAAUUAUUAUGCUGAUAAUUUAUCCCCCAAACAAAAUUCAAAAGUCAGAUUAUUUAUGGAUUAUGAUAUGAUGGCAUCUCCAAAUUUCGAAUAUGAAGUCUAUGAUGCCAACAAUGAAGACCAUCCUAAGGGAUCUGGUGAUUUGAAGCAAUUAUAUAUCGAUUGGUAUGAAUCUCAGGGACUUAAUUAUACUUUGAUUCCAUUUGAUGGUAGAUCAGAUUAUGUCGGAUUCAUCGAGAAUGGAAUUCCAGCAGGUGGGAUUGCAACGGGUGCUGAAGGGGUUAAGGAUGAUAAAUCAAAGGAAAAGUUUGGCGGUGAUGUUGGAAAAUGGUUUGAUCCAUGUUAUCAUCAAUUAUGUGAUGAUUUGAGUAAUCCAAGUUAUCGUGCAUGGGUCACGAAUACUAAAUUGAUUGCUCAUUCUGUGGCUGUUUAUGCGAAAUCUUUGGAAGAUUUCCCUGAACGUGAAGUUUCUUCAGAGAAUGAUGUGACUGUUGAAUCGAGAAAGAAGAGUGGUUUUAUCUAUCGUGGUUCUAGAUUAAUCAUGUAA
Hemisphaericaspora subhashii is the source of this 1632-nucleotide messenger RNA. It is a transcript of the gene APE3, whose product is annotated as Ape3p. The record is from RefSeq and is a predicted model, not a curated record. Gene Ontology annotation, molecular function: metalloexopeptidase activity; aminopeptidase activity. The transcript has a single exon. Gene Ontology annotation, biological process: proteolysis. Lineage: Eukaryota; Fungi; Ascomycota; Pichiomycetes; Serinales; Debaryomycetaceae. The coding region runs from base 1 to 1632 and encodes 543 amino acids.